Messenger RNA from Suillus bovinus, 228 nucleotides. Its product is annotated as peptide-N4-(N-acetyl-beta-glucosaminyl)asparagine amidase A. The record is from RefSeq and is a predicted model, not a curated record. The transcript is spliced from 2 exons. NCBI's taxonomy places the organism in Eukaryota, Fungi, Basidiomycota, Agaricomycetes, Boletales, Suillaceae. The annotation marks the transcript as partial.
CCGGUCCAUUCCUGGGCAGUAGUAACACUCAACUUUAUAGUAACAUCAAAUGAGACCCAGUACGACUGCCUUGGAAUCUUCAUAUUUCAAAACACAGAAAUCUGGCGCACUUCAACUCCAGAGCUGACCACAGACAGUAUCAUUUGGACUUACACAAAAGAUGUUACUCACUACAUUCCCCUGUUCAAUAAAUCUGGAACUUCCAUUCUCAAGCUUGAUAACAUCAUC